This is a messenger RNA of Drosophila subpulchrella, 1204 nucleotides long. RefSeq lists its product as uncharacterized. The record is from RefSeq and is a predicted model, not a curated record. The coding region runs from base 33 to 512 and encodes 159 amino acids. NCBI's taxonomy places the organism in Eukaryota, Metazoa, Arthropoda, Insecta, Diptera, Drosophilidae. The transcript is spliced from 3 exons.
UUUACUGAAUUCCAUAUGCCCAUUUGAUAUAAAUGGUGGGUACGAUCAGUAGGGAGGCAAAGAUGUUUAGAAUUUCGUUGAUUCUCGUCAUGGCCGUGUCCGGAAACCGAGCCACGGAUUACGUUCUGGAACUAGAGGAGCUAUAUUCGGAAUGUACCGACGGCCCAGUUGGAUCGGUACCCCUUGACGUAGCCUUUAACGUUGACAAUUUUCGGUCUGUUAUAGAUUCCGACGGCGUUCACGUUUCGGGAAAUGUGACAACCGUUUGGGGUUUCGAGCGCAGCGAUCGCCUUGCAGGCAAGAUAAAUGUUUUUCGCUAUAAUCGCGGUACAUGGGAACCAACAUUAUUCAACAUAGCCACACAAAACGUUUGCAGUGCGAUUUUUGAUAAGAAGUCCUACUGGUACAAAUGGUGGUUCCAAUACAUUGUAAACCAGGAGGAGAUACAAGAGAAGUGCAUCAUAACGAAGGAUUUCUGGUGCACAAUCCAUUUGUUGUUAAGCUGGGCUUAGACAAUAUUUCCGGUCCGCCUGUUCAAGGACGAUACAAGUCGGUGAUCAUAUGGGAGGUAUUCGACAAAAAUAAUGUACGGAGACCGUUGUCAACGUGCUACGAGGUUAGAGGUCGUGUUGAGAGAAAAUGAAUUAUAAUUCAUUUAUACUCCUUUGGUGAAGAAUGUAUCUGGUAUAACAUCCAUAUACAUUUUCGUGGGCUUGGCACAAUUUUUUUUUUUUUUUUUGUAUUGCACGUAAUGUUUGUGUGGAUUGGCCGGAAUCGGUCCUUUGUUGUAUAGAUCUGUAAUCUAAAUGUUCGGUCUAAAUCGGUGAUUUGUGUGCAAUUGCCUAAAAUAAGUUAUUAGAAUUAUUAAAACCUGCUUAUAUCGUAUAACGACGUUGUUUUGAUAGAGUUAAGAAUCUUUUAGGGUGUAUGUAGUAAAUCAUAAUUCAAUAUUUCUUGUCAGACAACAAUGUUUAUAUUUUGCUGGACUUUGUCAUUGCCUUGAACUCGAGACGCAGACUACAUAUCCUACAUAUCCUUAAACAGAUAUAUUCGCUCGCACAGGCCACCUAGAUCGAUUAUACCUGGGCCAUUUGUUGACUGAUUUCGUUUCGAAGGAUUUUACGGGUUCAGGAUAUGAAUAACAAGUGAUCAGUACUUGGCCCAUCUUUAUAAAAAAUAUUAUACAGAAAACGGUUGACCUUAU